AUGAAUUAUAGUGAUGAAAAUGAAGAUUCAACUCUAGACAUUGAUCACAAUACUUCUUUUUCAACACAAAGGCCUUAUUUUAAUGAUGAAAAUGAAGUUGAUGAUGUUUAUGCCAUUCGAAUUAUGGAUAAACCAUCUAGCUCUUCACCAAAAAAAAAGAAGACUAGAGGUGUCACAGCAUUGCUACGUUUCAUUGCCAAACUUCCUGAUGGUGAAAAAUACCAAAUUGAUUUUGAUCCUGAUACCUUCCAACCCAUUGGUCAGUAUGCUGCAAAGUUUAAAAGUUAUUUGUCAUUCAUUGCACGUAGCAAGGUUAGUAUAAAUGAAAAGCAAUGGAAAAAGAUAAGCGAUAAGUUGAAGGACGUGAUAUGGGACGAUAUCACGUGUAAGUUCACUUGCCCCACUGAUAAAGAAUUUAGGAAGCAUUGGUUUGUUUAUAUGGGGGAACGAUUGAAGCAAUUUAAGACAUUGCUCUCAAAUGUCUAUAUAUUUGGGAAAGGAGAUAAGCAUGGAAAUACAACUCCAUUUGAAAAGUAUAAAUUUAUCAAAGAAGAAGAUUGGGAUUUGUUUGUCCAGACUCGACAAAAAGAAGAUUUUCAAGAGAAAAGGCUAAAAGGAAAGACACAUGCAUCAAAGAAUAUCCACCCUCAUAUUUUGUCUCGUGGUGGUUAUGAAAAACUUAGGGCCACCGUAAUGGAAGAGAGGAGGAAAAAAGUGAUUGAAGAGGCCAAAGGUGAUGAAAGUUUGAUGGUUGACCCUCCCGAACUAAAGCGAUAUGAGGCAUGGUUGAUGGCUCGACAGAAGCCAUCGGGAAAUUUUACAUCUGAGGCAACAAACUUAGUAGCAUCUAAGAUUGGAGAGUUAGUGGAAAAAAAUACACAAGGUACUAUUGUCUUUGAAGGGCGUGACGAUAUCUUGACUGUUGCCCUUGGAAUAAAUGAACACCCUGGUCGGAUCCGCACUGCUCCUAGGGGUGUGGGCUUUAAGAAAUUCUAUGGAAAAAGUUCACGCUCCACCUUAGGAGGUGUCUCUCAAGAUGACCUUCUAGCCCACCUUCAAGCCUUGGAGCAAAAAAUGAAUAUAGAUUUCCAACAUAAAUUACAAAAACAUCUCCAACAACAAAGAACAGAGCUCCAACAACAAAUGCAAAAAGAGAUGCAAGAGGAGAGAGCUCAAAUCCAACAAGGAAUGAAACUCCUACAACAGAUGCAAUUGGAGCUCCGCUCCGAGAGGCCUAAAGAGAUGUUUAUAAAAGAGCAUGUAGAAUCUGUGGGUACGAGCACUAACGGAAGUUGCUCAAAGGUUAUGACUACUGAAGAUUUAACUAAAAAAAUGGAUGCUUCUGAAGAUUACCUCAAAAAGAUUAACAAUCUCAAGGAAAAUUCAUUCUCUCUAGAUUUGGAUCAUGAAACAAGUGAACUCUCAGUUUUUAUUGAUAGGGUGGAUCUUAAUGAAUUAACUUCCGGUAUUAAAUGGCUAUCCACAUCUAUCUUGUCUUUAUGGUGCACAUAUCUACAUCGCAUGUGUAUCUCCAAGAAUUUCAACAAACUAUUUGGGUUUCUCGAUCCAAAUAGGAUACUAGUUCACACAAAACCGGCCGAAGUUAUUCAAACAUACAUACAAAAUAAGUUGGAUGGAGAGCCAAAAAAAUGUUAUUUAGGACCAUUGCUAAAUAGGUAA
Molecule: messenger RNA, 1680 nt
Organism: Lathyrus oleraceus (garden pea)
Lineage: Eukaryota; Viridiplantae; Streptophyta; Magnoliopsida; Fabales; Fabaceae
Exons: 7
Coding region: 1-1680 (559 amino acids)
Source: RefSeq, a predicted model, not a curated record